CCCCACCCCACCCAACCCCGCACCGCGCUGGAGCUGCCGCGCCGCCUCGACCCAAGCCCGAAUUCCAUAAGUGGCAAGGAGUCUGCUGUAAGGUCUGGGCAAAAUGGCGAGCCUUCUGCGUGCUGCUGUUAGUGGGUGCUCCGCUCCUGUUUUCAGCAGUGUCUUACCACCUAAUGUGCAUUCUGCAAAGAUGCCACGAUUGCGAAUGUUUAGAACCCACAGGAUGCUCACGACUCGGGCAGUUCUAAAGCCAGGAAUUCCGUAUAAACAGCUGACUGUAGGUGUCCCCAAGGAGAUAUUUGAGAAUGAGAAGAGAGUGGCUCUAUCACCAGCUGGAGUUCAAGCCUUGGCCAAACAAGGCUUCAACGUUGUGGUGGAAUAUGGUGCUGGAGAAGCUUCCAAAUUUUCUGAUGACCAGUACAGAGAAGUUGGAGCAAAGAUCCAGGGGACCAAGGAAGUCCUAGCUUCUGAUUUGAUUAUCAAAGUGAGGGCUCCUAUAUAUAACUCAGCUCUAGGUGUGCACGAGGCAGAUCUUUUUAAGACGGCUGCUACUCUGAUUAGUUUUAUCUACCCAGCACAAAACCCAGACCUCCUGAAAAAACUUGCAGAGAAAAAAACUACUGUCUUGGCUAUGGAUCAGGUUCCACGGAUCACCAUUGCUCAGGGAUAUGAUGCACUUAGCUCCAUGGCCAACAUUGCUGGUUACAAGGCUGUGGUACUGGCAGCAAAUCACUUUGGUCGAUUUUUCACGGGUCAGAUCACAGCUGCUGGUAAAGUUCCUCCAGCAAAGGUCUUGAUUAUCGGAGGAGGAGUUGCUGGUCUGGCUUCUGCAGGAGCAGCUAAAUCGAUGGGUGCAGUGGUUCGUGGAUUUGAUACUAGAGCUGCAGCUCUGGAACAGUUCAAGUCUCUUGGGGCUGAGCCUUUGGAGGUUGACUUAAAAGAAUCUGGAGAGGGACAAGGUGGUUAUGCUAAAGAAAUGUCCAAAGAAUUUAUUGAAGCUGAAAUGAAACUCUUUGCCAAACAGUGCCAAGAUGUUGAUAUCAUCAUCACUACAGCUCUUAUUCCAGGCAAAAAAGCUCCCAUCUUGUUUAAGAAAGAUAUGAUUGAAUCAAUGAAGGAAGGUUCCGUUGUUGUGGAUUUAGCAGCAGAAUCGGGGGGAAACAUUGAGACUACAAAGCCUGGAGAAAUGUAUGUUCAUAAGGGCGUUACACACAUUGGCUAUACAGACCUGCCCAGCAGGAUGGCUACUCAGGCCAGUACUCUGUAUUCCAAUAAUAUUGUCAAACUCCUAAAGGCUAUUAGUCCUGACAAAGAGAACUUCUACUUUGAUCCGAAAGAUGAUUUUGAUUAUGGGACUCUGGAUCAUGUUAUUAGAGGAACUGUAGUAAUGAAGGAUGGCAAGGUGAUUUUCCCUGCACCUCCGCCAAAUAACAUUCCUCAAGGAGCCCCUGUGAAGCAGAAGACUGUAGCAGAGCUGGAAGCUGAAAAAGCAGCUACUAUUACACCUUUUAGAAAAACUGUGACUACUGCAUCUAUAUACACAGCAGGUUUGGCCAGCAUGUUAGGGCUGGGCAUUGUAGCACCUACUUCUGCUUUCACGCAAAUGGUGACAACAUUUGGCCUAGCUGGAAUCGUGGGGUACCAUACAGUGUGGGGUGUGACUCCUGCUCUUCACUCUCCACUCAUGUCAGUGACUAAUGCUAUCUCAGGACUAACUGCAGUUGGUGGGCUGGUAGUGAUGGGAGGACACUAUUUCCCUGAAAAUGCUCCUCAAAGUCUUGCAGUGCUUUCGGCCUUUAUCUCUUCAGUCAAUAUUGCAGGUGGGUUUCUAGUUACACAGAGAAUGCUGGAUAUGUUCAAACGUCCCACAGAUCCCCCUGAAUACAACUACUUGUACCUACUUCCUGGUGGUGUGUUUGUAGGAGGCUAUGCAGCUGCUCUUAGUGGUGGCUAUCACAUUGAACAGAUGAUGUAUUUAGGCUCAGGCUUAUGCUGUGUUGGUGCCCUGGCUGGUCUGUCCACACAAGGAACAGCUCGUCUUGGAAAUGCUUUGGGUAUGAUUGGUGUUGCAGGAGGCUUAGCAGCAACUCUUGGAUGCCUUAAACCCUCACCUGAAUUGCUGGCACAGAUGUCAGGUGCACUGGCACUUGGUGGUACCAUAGGUUUAACGAUUGCUAAACGCAUCCAGAUUACAGAUCUGCCUCAGCUAGUGGCUGCUUUCCAUAGUUUGGUUGGUUUGGCUGCGGUGCUCACCUGUAUUGCCGAAUACAUGAUUGAAUAUCCUCACUUCGCUGCUGAUCCAGCUGCAAACCUCACCAGGAUUGUGGCAUACCUUGGCACGUACAUUGGUGGAGUGACUUUCAGUGGCUCUCUUGUUGCUUAUGGAAAACUGCAAGGUAUCCUGAAUUCUGCACCACUGCUCUUGCCUGGUCGUCAUGUAUUGAAUGCAGGAUUGUUGGCUGCCAGUGCUGGUGCAAUGAUUCCAUACAUGAUUGAUCCUAGUUACACUACGGGAAUGACUUGCUUAGGUUCCGUGUCAGUUCUCUCAGCCAUAAUGGGUGUCACUUUAACAGCAGCUAUUGGAGGCGCUGACAUGCCUGUAGUUAUUACUGUCCUCAACAGUUAUUCUGGAUGGGCUUUGUGUGCUGAGGGCUUCCUACUGAACAACAACUUGCUGACCAUUGUUGGUGCACUCAUUGGCUCUUCUGGUGCCAUCCUCUCUUACAUCAUGUGUGUGGCUAUGAACCGUUCCCUUGCAAAUGUGAUUCUAGGGGGCUAUGGCACCACAUCAACAGCUGGUGGGAAGCCCAUGGAAAUUACUGGAAUCCACACAGAAAUCAAUGUGGACAAUGCAGUUGAAAUUAUAAAAGAAGCCAAUAAUAUUAUUAUUACUCCAGGUUACGGUUUGUGUGCAGCAAAAGCUCAGUAUCCCAUAUCUGAUCUGGUGAAAAUGUUGAGAGAACAAGGGAAAAAUGUAAGGUUUGGUAUUCACCCUGUGGCUGGUCGUAUGCCUGGUCAGCUGAACGUACUCCUAGCAGAGGCUGGUGUUCCCUAUGAUAUUGUACUGGAAAUGGAUGAGAUCAACAGUGACUUCCCAGAAACUGACUUGGUCCUUGUGAUUGGUGCAAAUGAUACAGUUAAUUCGGCAGCUCAGGAAGAUCCAAACUCUAUCAUUGCUGGAAUGCCAGUUCUUGAAGUCUGGAAGUCCAAACAGGUCAUUGUAAUGAAGAGGUCAUUGGGAGUUGGUUAUGCAGCGGUGGACAAUCCAAUCUUCUACAAGCCUAAUACUGCCAUGUUGUUGGGAGAUGCUAAGAAGACUUGUGAUGCCCUGCAGGCAAAAGUCAGGGAAUUGUAUCAAAAUUAAAUACUGAUCUUGUAUUCCACUCGUGAUUGCAGUUAAUGUUUUGUCACAGAGGUUGUGGAAAAAGGGUUACAGAAGAAUUCUUUACUGUCAUGAUAUAGCCAGCAUUUGAAGAAGACUGCAUUGACUCCUAGGAGAUGUAGUUCAGUUAGGGAGCCAUUGAAUCAUAGAAUGGUUUGGUUUGGAAAACAAACUUAAGAUCUUAAGAUCAUCUAGUUCCAUCCCCCUGCCAUGGUUCCAUUAGUCCAGGUUGCUCAAAGCACCAUCCAGCCUGGCCUUGAACACUGCCACAGAUGGAAUGCAGGCUUUAUGAAAAGAUGGCCAUAUUAGGCCUUCAAACUGAAUCUCCCAUGAGGCAAUGCAUUAAGGAAUGAAAAUGUGCUUUUUAAGGUUAACACUGAGCUGUUAGAAGCAGGAACUGAUAACUUACAGUCAUCUUGAAGUAGUUACUGGCUUCCUCCUCCUUACUGUCUGUACUUCUGUCAUGGUAAUUCACUAGAAAAUACUGUGCCAAACCUGUAUUCUGUCUUAUCAUCAAAGUUGUUCUUUGGCCAGUAUGGACAAAACAACUAUUUAUUUCAUCAAAACUUCAAGCAAAUUGCAAACAGAUGCAAGCAGAUGCAAAUAGAUGCUUACAUGAUCUGAGACUCUGAACAGAAUAUUCUGUUUCUUUUGGGGAUUUUAUGGAUGCUGUGAAUCAGGAACAUUCUAGGAAGGUUACUUUUCUUAAGAACAGUUCCACUUUUUUGUAGUUUAUGCUUACAUUAUGUAAACACAGGAUUUCAGGGACCUACCCAAUGAUUUUCAAGUCUGAGAAGGAAAAGUACACAUACUUGCACAGCUUAACUUUUUUAAGCAGCUGCUAAAUUCUCCAUUUUUUCCAGUUGUUGCCUUUUUAAGUGUCUGAGGAAAAAUACGGUCCUGUUCUGCAGAGGCAGAACAUCUUGCAUACCCAAUCUGUUCACAGAAUUUGGAACACUCUUUCAGUUUAUGUUCACUUAAGCUUUUCACUGUAUUUGCUACUUUGAAAUUCAGUGAUGCUUUCUUAAUUAACAUUUUUGUGAUGCUGGAAAAUGCACUUCCAAACAUAUUUAAGAUGCUGGAUUUUUAUUAGAAUUUUUCUAAAUAAAUAAGCUAUUGUUUGAACAGCACAGAAACAUACCAAUCUUAAAACCGAGUGUUUUGAUUAUUUGACUUCUCUCUAAUCUAAUUAAAAGCACUGUUAAAUUCCCAUAAUAAGUUCAGCAAAGAAUUAAAUUACAUUAUGACAUAGAUUACCAUUUUGUUUUUAUUAUGUUAAGUGUACUUGAGUGAAACUCAAAUAUUUGCCUAUUAAAAUGACUUUAUCAUGUUUCCACAAUGAUGUAGCAACUGUCUGUGGUGAUGAAGGCUAAAUAGAAAUAGCUGUACUUGUGUUAGAAAGCAGUCAUAUUUGGGGAAGACAGACUGUUAUGAAGUAAAUCUAAAAAUCCAUUUUGAUUCAUAGAACAUUUUUUUAUUGUACCAUGUACAGAGACCUCAUUUAAAAUAUAGUAUUUCUACUUAGCUACCUCUGUUUUUAUGUGAAAAUCACUUAAAACACAGACUUUGAACUGAUAAGAAUUAUAUUAAGGGUUGUAACAAUGUACUAAGGAAGCUACCCUUUUUGCAAAUCUCUUUCAUAUAAUUUGAAAUAAAAAUUUUCAUGUAACAUUAAUAUGUUGUACACUGCAAGAAAAGAGUUGUAAUUAAAUUUUAAUUUGAAAACAUUGUGGCAGCUAUACUUGAUUGUAGCGUAUAUGGCUUCUUGAUUUCAUUGUAUUCAACUUUUCUUUUAGGUCUGAAAAAAAAUAGGAAAAUGGGAGAGCAGGAAAGACAAGAAAAUAAUCCUUUGUCUGUCUCCCAACUAAACAAAAUGGGAUUUGAAGGUAUUAACAUCCUAAAGCAUUAAUUUUUGUCUUGUCAAACAUGAUGUAUCUAAAACUGUAUGCACAAUGUUUCUGCUUAUAAGUAGCUUUUAAAAAAACACAACAAAACUACAAACAAAAACAAGGGAGGAGGAACUUAAAAAAUUAAAAAUAUAUCCAUACCAUUAUGUUGGAUUAGAGGUACCAGUGUUAUCUUUGAAGCUGUGCUUUACCAUGGAACACCAGCUGAUCAUUGAAGUGCUAAUAAAGUCAGUUAUUUUUCUUAUUGA
This is a messenger RNA of Neopsephotus bourkii (Bourke's parrot), 5537 nucleotides long. It is a transcript of the gene NNT, whose product is annotated as nicotinamide nucleotide transhydrogenase. Gene Ontology annotation, biological process: NADPH regeneration; proton transmembrane transport. Bases 104 to 3364 code for a protein of 1086 amino acids. Lineage: Eukaryota; Metazoa; Chordata; Aves; Psittaciformes; Psittacidae. Gene Ontology annotation, molecular function: NADP binding; NAD binding. The record is from RefSeq and is a predicted model, not a curated record. The transcript is spliced from 22 exons. Gene Ontology annotation, cellular component: mitochondrial inner membrane.